Messenger RNA from Rotaria sp. Silwood1, 759 nucleotides. The record is from the annotation of a GenBank genome assembly. Lineage: Eukaryota; Metazoa; Rotifera; Eurotatoria; Philodinida; Philodinidae.
AUGAAGAUUAUUACACGUUUAGUUAUUGUUUUGAAUCUAUAUUUGAUUCAUCUGAAUAUUGUAUUUGCAUUGAGCACAUCCAAGAUUCGUGAGGUAACUACUACAACUACUACUAGUGGAAGCUCGUUGCCAACAUCAUCUCCUUCUAUAACAUCAUUUGAUAAAAUAAAUAUUUUAUUGGCACGAAUUGUUCAACUACAACCUACAUCAUCACCAAGUGAUUAUUCAGCGGAAAUAACCUGUGAUGAUCCAAGUAUUCUUCCUUAUGUUCAAGCAUAUGUUACUCAAGAUUCGACAUUAAUUGUUUCAGCGACAACCGAUUGUGAUGUGCUUAUUCGAGCCUAUACUUAUCAAAAAAUACAUAUUGACAGUGUAUCGAAAUUAACCAUGACAGAUUAUUCAUAUAAGGGGUAUCAGUUAGCAUUAAUCAGCAUGGGAGAUGCAAAUAUUCAAAUAUCUAAUAUUGGCUUUGAUUUAGCAGAAUUCAAUUUCUUUGGCAAUGGGUCAGCGAAACUAAGUGGGAAUAUCGGUAAAUUAACUAUUGUUAGUCGAGGCAAAGGAUACGUUGAUGCAACUAAUAUAGCAACGCCAAGUGUCACCGCUACUUUGACGGGUAGUGGUUCACUUCAGUUGAAAUCAACAGCUAAUAUGAAUUUAAGUGUCGAUGGUACGGGUAAUCUAGCCUGGUGUUCACCAAAGGUUCAAAUGGAUGUAACAUAUGAUAUCUAUAAAAAGAAAAACAUUCUUUAUCAAUGUUAA